CUUGGCCAGUUGGAUGAAGGCGGUGCUUGAGGUGCCCAAGCAGCAGGGCCUUGCCUUUGUGGUUGUAGAAAGAGAAGAUGGCUCCCGUUCUGGAGAAACAGCUCCCGGGCGCAGCCGGAUCAGGCGACAACAACAACGAAGAGGAAGAAGGACAAAACCUUUGGACCUCAAUACUGAGUGAAGUUUCAACAAGAUCGAGUUCAAAGUUACCAUCAGGAAAAAAUAUCCUGGUAUUUGGUGAGGAUGGAUCAGGAAAAACUACACUCAUGGCCAAACUUCAAGGAGCUGAUCACAACAAGAAAGGGAGGGGACUGGAGUAUCUGUACUUAAGUGUCCAUGAUGAGGACAGGGAUGACCUUACUCGCUGUAAUGUGUGGAUCCUGGAUGGGGACCUCUACCACAAAGGCCUUCUUAAGUUUGCUGUCACACCUCAGUCGCUCCCUGACUGUCUAGCUGUGUUUGUUGUGGAUAUGUCGCGGCCCUGGACCAUCAUGGAGUCACUGCAGAAAUGGGCCAGUGUGCUUCGUGACCAUGUGGACAAGCUCAAGAUUCCUCCAGAGGACAUGAGAGAAAUGGAGCAGAAGAUGGUCAAAGCUUUCCAGGAGUACACAGAACCAGAGGAUGCCACCCCAUCCUCCCCACAACGACGGGCCCCAACAGCAGGGGAAGACGAGGCCGUCGUGCUACCACUUGGGGACAACACACUCACGCACAACCUGGGCAUUCCAGUGUUAAUAGUUUGCACAAAGUGUGAUGCAGUCAGCGUACUAGAGAAGGAGCAUGACUACAGAGAGGAGCACUUCGAUUUCAUCCAGUCCAACAUCAGGCGAUUUUGCUUACAAUAUGGAGCUGGCCUGAUCUAUACGUCAGUCAAAGAAGAGAAGAACCUGGAUCUGCUUUACAAAUAUAUAGUACAUAAGAUGUAUGACUUUCAGUUCGUCACACCUGCCUUAGUGGUGGAGAAGGAUGCAGUGUUCAUUCCAUCUGGAUGGGAUAAUGAAAAGAAAAUUGGGAUUUUGCAUGAAAACUUCACAACCGUCAGAGCAGAAGAUCCAUUUGAAGAUUUUAUCACAAAGCCUCCAGUACGAAAGCUGGUACAUGACAAAGAGAUAAGUGCAGAGGAUGAACAGGUAUUCCUGAUGAAGCAACAGUCUUUGUUAGCAAAACAGCCAGCCACACCAACAAGAGGAGCAACAGACUCACCAGGACGAACAACCUCAGGGUCUCCCAGGCCUUCGGGUCGUACCAUCCAACCAACUGUAACCAGCGGCUCACCAAUGGCUGCAGUCAAAAAGCCUGACCCCAAUAUGAAAGCGGGGGCUGCCAAUGAGGGAGUGCUGGCCAACUUCUUCAACAGUCUGUUGAGUAAAAAGACUGGGGCCCCAGGGAGCCCAGGAACUGGUGCAGUUGGAGCUGGAGUGCAAGGGUCCGCCAAGAAAACAGGGCAGAAGCCGGGUUUGACUGAUGUCCAGGCUGAGUUGGACAGGAUGACUCGCAAACAAGACUCCAUGGUUUCAGCUAACAACAUACCACCGCCGACAGAGAACGAAGCGUGAAGGCAACAAAAACAGCUGCAUCGUCCACUGCGUUAAUACUCUGGAAAAAUAUAUGUACAUGUGAGCAUAAACAAAAAAAAUUGACCAAAUUCCCAGCGCCUAUAUCAGUCAGCACACACAGUGGUUUCACCAAAUGAGUUUCAGAUGCUAUCAGAUGUUUUGGUGAGAUGGGAAGAGAGCGAUUGCAGAGAUGGAGGUGUUAAUGAGAUGGCAAGUGCUGAAGGCUUGGCUUUGUUUCUGUCCUCUCUUCCACUGUAAAUGUUAUUUUGUGAGGGAUGUCAGUUUACAGAAAUGUGUGCACACUCCCCGGCAGCCAGUAUAAUGUGCUGGGCUGCGGGCCCCCCAGUCUCUGGGGUAGAACACUCUCCUCAUGGAUUUAAAGAGUGUUUAUAUACUGUCCUGUGGCCUCCAGUUCAGCUUAUCUCAUGGAAGGAAUUUGAUUGGAAAGGUAUUUAAACAUUAAACAUAAUCACUGAGAAAAGUAAUUAAACUACUUGCAAACAUAUGUAGUAUGUAAAAAGAAAAAAAUGUUGGAUAUGAGACUGAUGUAUUUAUACAAGGUUCCUCCUUUUUGUUUCAUUCUGUGCACCAUUUGUUGGUUUAAAGAAAUGUUCAUCUGUAUCACGUAACAUGUUAAAAUGCCACUGACAUCAUGACACUAAUGACAUGUCCAGAUAGCUGAUAGCAUAUCAUAUCAUUGGCCCUAGUCAUCUCGAAGGAUUCUGUAAAUAUACAUGCAAAAAAAUUCAGGUUAACUUGAUUUUGUACAAAAUGCAUUUCUGUCCAAAUUCUGAAGAUAGCUUCUUUGACUUAAUGAGACUGGUUGGGAUUUGACAGGCUUAGAGGUUGCAAUGGAAUCGCUUCUUUAGCUACAGGUGUGUAUAUUUGGGGGAGGGGUUUGGGGCAGCAUCUUUCCUACUAUAACUCCUAAGUGCCUCGCACAGUUAGCUGUUUGUGACAUAGUAGAGGUGCUUGUCUGCGCAAGAGGAAAUGCACUGUAGCACCAUCGGUUAAAAGGUUUUUGUCCAUUUCUUGUCAUCCAAAUAAUUUAUUUCGUUUUACAUUUUUGUUAAUGUACAACAAGCCUGUGGUCUCUGUUAUUUUUUUUCCGGAAAUAUGAAAUCUGUGGCCUAGUUGGUGCGAUUGAAUGCCUUCAUGUAAACUGUAAAGGCUGCUGAUAUUAAGAAGAAACCACACGAUGGAACUUUUGAGUCCCCCAGACUUACUGUGGUUGAAACCACUCGUUUGCAGCCAAAACACACACGAUUACUUGCUGUGGGUUUAACAAAAUCAGAUAUUGUAUCCUUCAGUGUUUGACAGAAAUGUCCUCCUUUUGGUUUCACGUGUUUUAUUCACGCUGUACUUCACACGUCAGUUCAAACAUUCCCAGUUUCUACAUGAAGUAGCUGUAGAAACACAUCCCUGUAGGAAACCUGUUUGUCCAGUCCAGUCUUCUUUUUUUUUUCCCCGUCUUGCCCUUUUUAGUGCCCAUUUAUAAUGACAACCUUUGCCUUCAAUGUACAGCUAACAGUUUGUCACACUAGGCACCCUGCCUUCACAGGAAUGCUCCUAAUUAAUUUGUGUGUCCUUAAGGGGUUGCUUAAUUGUCUUAUGUCAUUUCUAUUAUUUUGUAAUUGAAGCAAUUAUGCUGUACCAUAUCAAAUAACAUGUAAUAAUAUUUAUGGUUUCAUGACACCAUAAUCAAAUUUAAGUGUACAUUAAGUCUGUAUGCAAGGCCCUGCUUAAUCCUAGUGUACUUCAGUAGCUUUUACAUAAUUAAUGGCAAGUGUGAGGAGAGCAGCUAUUUGCUAUUCAGAUAAUAGCAAAGCAAUGAAAACUGGAGUGAAUUGGAAUACAGAACCAAAGAUGUGUAUUAAUUGCUAUUUUCUGCAUUUGUAGUUGAUAGACAUCCUUAAGAUUAACCAGUGGCCACGUUUGUCCCACUCUUGCAUGGAGCCUUUGCAUUCCAAACAUCAGACCUGCCUAUAAAGUGUUUAUGAAAACAAACACCCUAUAAAAUGGUAGAAAUGGCUUACUUUACUCACACAAGCCUGAACUUUAGACAAGCAGUGAAAGAAAAUCUACCAUGAUUUGGUUACAGUCCUCUAAACUGGUCUACAAAUACAUAGCAAAUAAGGUUUAAUGUCAUUUUUUUUAAACCUUUGCUCUGUAAUGGAUCAACAAAAACAACAUAAUGGUGUACAGUCUGCUUUAUGCAUUGUCAGAGUGAUGCUAUAAAACUGUUAUGGACUUUCUUUGAUUACAGUGAAGCUCUUGUUUUUAUUUUUUCCUUAUUUUUCCUGACUGGGUGGAAUGUGCACCUGAGGGUCUGAAGCACAAUUUGAGAACAGCCGGGAGCAGCACCGCCACAGGUUGAAAAAAGCACUUUUCCUUAGACUUAUAUUAGUUCCCUUUUUGCUACAGUUAAAGCUACAGAAUGCAUUUUUUUCCCUUUUUGCCUUGCCUUUUUAGAGCAUUUAGUAAUGAACCAAGAAGUUAACAUACACAGAAAAACUGCAAUAUUUAUCUGCAUUUGCUGCUGAAGUUGUGGAAGGUGCCCCUGAUGGUUAACUAUGGAUUGACCCCUUUCUACAUUUAAUAUCAAUCCUCUAGUUAGAAUCGUAAUUACACCUUUUACAUGGAUGUUUUUGGGACAUCUUGAAGUAGAUAAACCAAAUAAAUGUCCAUUCAUUUUCAGGUUUGUCUUUUUGCUCAUGAAUUGACCUUAUUUGCGUUUACAUCCCACUGUAAGCACGUUUUUUUGUCUUUGUUGUCAAAACUGGUUUUGGUCAUUUAAAGUUUAUUUUCAAAAGGAUUUUGAAAUGUCACUGUAACCUGACUGACCGCCCUAAUUUCUGUUGAUAGGCCACACUUGUUAAAUUUGGCAUUUAGCUGAGUGGAAUGAAGUGCUUUCAUGCUGCUUGGUUCAAAGUUGCACUCGCUCUUUGUAAACAUUGGACGUUGCUCCCAAGAUUGAAUAAUGAACUGUUGUAACUUUUAUACUCAGAUGUCAGUUGAAAACAACUGUCUCCUCAUCUUCUAACUGAAUUGCCUUCGACCACUAUUGACAGUCUGCAUCUAUAUCAGACUAUGAGCUUCUGCUUCCGGUCCUUACGCAGUCAGGAUAUCAAGAACAUUGUAAGCACAUGGCAGGCUGCAUUUUUUUUUGUGUGUCCUGGAUUAAUUCAGAAGUUUGAUUGUAUGUCUUUAAUACAAUUCUGUAGCCUCUAAGCUGCCAUGUGGAUUCUAGCUUCUUACGCCGACAAAGAUAAGGAAGAUGUUUAUCAGACCCCUGGCUUCAAUAAAACCAAGAAUCCAAACUUU
Messenger RNA from Acanthochromis polyacanthus (spiny chromis), 4880 nucleotides. It is a transcript of the gene dync1li2, whose product is annotated as dynein, cytoplasmic 1, light intermediate chain 2. Lineage: Eukaryota; Metazoa; Chordata; Actinopteri; Pomacentridae. The record is from RefSeq and is a predicted model, not a curated record. Gene Ontology annotation, biological process: microtubule cytoskeleton organization; microtubule-based movement. The transcript is spliced from 13 exons. Gene Ontology annotation, cellular component: centrosome; cytoplasmic dynein complex. Bases 78 to 1556 code for a protein of 492 amino acids. Gene Ontology annotation, molecular function: dynein heavy chain binding.